ACUACAUGAAGAAAAAUAAGAAGAUUAAUGGAACAUAAUGAAAUGUUGCACGUCAAUUUGUCAAUUUUGGGUUUUGGGUAGAGCAGUGGGUUAUAUUUACUAAUAUUUAAUACUAUCGCACUUUCCCAAUAUACAACUAUAAACAUUCUUUGCUUUUGAUUAUAACUACUCGAUCAGCAACAUAUUGUAUAGACGUUGGAUUCAUAUACUUCAAUAUGUAUGAACAAGAUGAUGAUCAAUUCGAAGAUGAAGACUCCGAAGAAAUCAGUGCAGAACUUUGGCAAGAAGCCUGUUGGAUUGUCAUCAACGCCUAUUUUGAUGAAAAGGGCUUGGUACGUCAACAACUCGACAGUUUCGAUGAAUUCAUACAAAUGUCCGUCCAGAGAAUAGUCGAAGACUCCCCUCAAAUCGACCUCCAGGCAGAGGCCCAGCACAUAGCAGGAGAAAUUGAAAACCCACCCAGAUUUUUGUUGAAGUUUGAACAGAUUUACCUGUCAAAGCCCACUCAUUGGGAGAAAGAUGGGGCCCCCUCUCCUAUGAUGCCUAACGAGGCCCGACUGAGGAAUCUCACAUAUUCAGCUCCGCUGUACGUCGAUAUAACCAAGACUAUUGUUAAGGACGGGGAGGAUCCUAUCGAAACCCAGCAUCAAAAGACGUUCAUUGGUAAAAUCCCGAUUAUGUUGCGUUCAACAUACUGCUUGCUCAGUGGCUUGACAGAUCGAGAUCUGACGGAGUUGAACGAGUGUCCUCUAGACCCGGGGGGAUAUUUCAUUAUAAACGGAUCAGAAAAGGUACUGAUUGCCCAAGAAAAGAUGGCGACGAAUACCGUGUAUGUAUUUUCCAUGAAAGACGGCAAGUAUGCUUACAAAUCAGAAAUCCGGUCUUGCUUGGAACACAGUUCGAGACCUACUUCUACUUUAUGGGUCAACAUGAUGGCCAGAGGGGGCCAAGCUAUCAAAAAGGCACAUGAAUUAAACUCAACUUCAUUUUGUUCAAACUUGCAUUUGCUGUAAUAACCCAAUUUAAGGAACAUUCCCCAUUUUGUAACACAGGCGGAAGAACCUCAGUCGAUAGCUAUUUGAGCAGAUUUGGAUUUAGUUCGGUAAACUAUAAUUACUAUUAUUAUUUUACAUUCCAACUUUUUCUUUUUUUGUCUCUACUUCCGUGGUUGUGACACUUUGUAUAACAUUAUGUAAUUGCUUUCAAUGGAAAUAAAAUGUCUGAAAAAUCUUGAUCAGACCAAUAUAAGAUUAAGUUUUAGGAUGAUAUUUCCUUUUGUCUCUUCUCCUUGAAAGUUAAUUUUUUUUUUCAGUUACAUGGUGCAUAGACUGCUCUUGGCGGCGUUAGGUCGUAGGGAACUGGACGACAGAGAUCACUACGGUAACAAAAGAUUGGAUUUGGCCGGACCGUUAUUGGCUUUCCUUUUCAGAGGUUUGUUCAAGAAUUUAAUGAAGGAAGUCCGAAUGUAUGCCCAGAAGUUCAUCGAUAAAGGAAAAGACUUCAAUUUGGAUCUGGCUAUAAAGACAAAAUUGAUAACGGACGGUCUCAGAUAUUCACUUGCCACAGGGAAUUGGGGUGACCAAAAGAAGGCUCAUCAAGCUAGAGCAGGAGUAUCUCAGAUUUUAAACAGACAGACAGACAGCUCAACACUGGGCCUGCUCUUCUUUUUGAAUCCUUGAAUUAAUCAAUGGUACUGACGUACUUGGAAAAUUGUGUAACUCAAAUAAGCUUUCUUUCAAUGUCCACGUCAGUUGCACAACACCCUGUGGGGCAUGAUUUGCCCUGCAGAAACGCCAGAGGGAGCUGCCGUCGGUCUCGUCAAGAAUCUCGCCCUGAUGGCUUACAUCUCUGUCGGAUCCCAACCGUCCCCCAUUUUGGAGUUCUUGGAGGAAUGGUCGAUGGAGAACUUGGAAGAAAUAGCUCCUUCAGCCAUCGCAAAUGCUACGAAGAUCUUCGUUAACGGAUGUUGGGUUGGAAUCCAUAGAGACCCGGAACAGCUUAUGGCGACCCUCCGUAAACUUCGACGUCAGAUGGACAUCAUAGUCUCUGAGGUAUCGAUGAUAAGAGACAUCCGUGACAGAGAAAUCAGGAUCUACACAGACGCCGGAAGAAUUUGUAGGCCUCUGCUGAUUGUAGAGAACGGUCAGCUGUUGCUAAAAAAGAGACACGUCGACAUGUUGAAAGAAAGGGAAUACAAUAACUACGGUUGGCAGGUGUUGGUUGCUUCUGGUGUGGUGGAAUACAUCGACACUCUUGAAGAAGAAACUGUCAUGAUUGCAAUGAAUCCUGAGGAUCUUCGGCAGGACAAAGAAUAUGCUUAUUGUACGACCUACACCCACUGCGAAAUCCACCCGGCCAUGAUCUUGGGCGUUUGCGCGUCUAUUAUACCUUUCCCCGAUCAUAACCAGAGCCCAAGGAACACCUACCAGAGCGCUAUGGGUAAGCAAGCUAUGGGAGUCUACAUUACGAAUUUCCACGUGCGGAUGGACACCCUGGCUCACGUGCUAUACUACCCGCACAAGCCUCUGGUCACUACCAGGUCUAUGGAGUAUCUGCGGUUCAGAGAGUUACCAGCCGGGAUCAACAGUAUAGUUGCUAUUGCUUGUUAUACUGGUUAUAAUCAAGAAGAUUCUGUUAUUCUGAACGCGUCUGCUGUGGAAAGAGGAUUUUUCCGAUCCGUGUUUUACCGUUCCUAUAAAGACGCCGAAUCGAAGCGAAUUGGCGACCAGGAGGAACAGUUCGAGAAGCCAACCAGGCAAACCUGUCAAGGAAUGAGGAACGCCCUUUACGACAAACUGGAUGAUGAUGGUAUAAUUUCCCCCGGUAUUCGUGUGUCAGGAGACGAUGUGAUCAUCGGGAAGACCAUGACUUUACCAGAAAACGACGAUGAAUUGGACGGAACCACUAAACGGUACACUAAAAGAGACGCUUCGACGUUCCUGCGUAACAGCGAAACUGGUUCAGUGGAUCAGGUGAUGUUGACGUUGAACUCUGAAGGGUACAAGUUUUGUAAAAUCAGGGUGAGGUCCGUACGUAUUCCGCAAAUUGGAGACAAGUUUGCUUCCAGACACGGGCAGAAGGGUACUUGCGGAAUCCAGUAUCGUCAAGAGGACAUGAUCUUCAGUGCCGAGGGCAUCACCCCCGACAUCAUCAUCAACCCCCACGCCAUCCCCUCCCGUAUGACAAUUGGUCACUUGAUCGAGUGCAUUCAGGGCAAGGUGUCCUCUAACAAGGGUGAAAUCGGCGAUGCCACUCCCUUCAACGACGCCGUGAAUGUGCAGAAAAUCUCCACCCUCCUCCAAGAGUAUGGCUACCAACUUAGAGGCAAUGAAGUCAUGUACAAUGGCCACACGGGCCGCAAAAUCAAUGCGCAGAUUUUCUUGGGGCCCACCUACUACCAGCGUCUGAAGCACAUGGUGGACGAUAAGAUCCACUCUAGAGCCCGUGGCCCCGUGCAAAUCCUAGUUAGACAGCCUAUGGAGGGGCGUGCUAGGGACGGGGGGUUGCGUUUCGGAGAGAUGGAGCGUGAUUGCCAGAUUUCUCACGGCGCUGCACAAUUCUUGAGGGAGAGGCUCUUCGAGGUCUCAGACCCCUACAGAAUACACGUGUGCAACUUCUGCGGGCUGAUAGCCAUCGCGAAUAUGAGGAAUAACACUUUCGAGUGCAAGGGCUGCAAAAACAAGACGCAGAUUUCGCAGGUCAGGCUACCGUAUGCGGCCAAGUUGCUCUUCCAGGAGCUGAUGUCGAUGAAUAUCGCCCCAAGGCUGAUGGUUUUGUAAGGUUCUGAGUGGUUGGGGUUAGGUAUUGUUUUUGUAUGACAUGCUAAGAUAAUAAAGUAUUUUAAGUA
Molecule: messenger RNA, 3847 nt
Organism: Leptinotarsa decemlineata (Colorado potato beetle)
Lineage: Eukaryota; Metazoa; Arthropoda; Insecta; Coleoptera; Chrysomelidae
Gene: RpII140
Product: RNA polymerase II subunit RpII140
Biological process (GO): DNA-templated transcription
Molecular function (GO): DNA binding; ribonucleoside binding; DNA-directed RNA polymerase activity
Source: RefSeq, a predicted model, not a curated record